AUGAGCGCGUACGCUGCUCUUAAAGAUGGAGGAUUAAAGGGAAAGUUGAUUGCAGAGAAACCACGAUACACAGAGGACGAUGAAAACAUGCUACAAUAUGCAAAUAGUUCCGAUGACGAACUGGAAGGAAAGGUCACUGGUAGCGAUUCGAGUUUAACCAGAAGCGUGGAACCAAUAGGAGCCCAAGGACAAGGCAUUGUUUAUCAACAAAAGCGAUAUAUGGAGUCCAAUUUUGUUCCUAACGAAUCCAAUCUACGAUUUGAGGAUAAACACAUUUUAAUUACGUUGCAAGAUUAUGAAAAUAUCAUUUUGAAGGGUCAAUUCAGGCUAAAGAUAGUGUCGGGGAAAGUCAAAGUUAAUAACUGUCACGAACUCAAGCCAAAUGCUGAUACCGUCUACCAUUUCACAGCACUUGAGUGUCAUUCAUUGCCGAUCAUAAGCAACGAUACUGAUUCAUCGCUGCUGGAAACCCCAAUGGUUUCUGUAAUUGAAAUUGCGAAUUAUGAGACGGGGUUGGAAAGGAUAGGAAACUUGCACCAAUCUUUGAAGAGCCUAACUUUUGACAAUCAAAACAUGAAUGGUAUAUUUAGCAAUUACACAUUUGAACCAAUUUUUGGACAACGUGAAGACGUCCAAGGUUUGAAUAUCGACAAUUCGUGGGUAGAGUAUUUUCAAAAGCAUAUGAGAUGUAAAGAACCUCGAUUCAUGGUUAUUGGGGGCAAGAAUACAGGUAAGACUACAUUCAGCAAAAGCAUGGCAAACUAUUCCGUUCUAAGCAGUAAGCAGUCGGUAGUUUACUUGGAUCUUGAUCCAGGACAAUCCGAGUUUUCAUCGCCAUAUUGUCUAUCGUUGCAUGUGGAGAAAAGUGCUCAAUAUUGCUUCGAUUGGACACACUCUCGUGCAGGAGUCAGUCACUAUUACGGAUUCACAAGCCCCAUGGAAGCCCCCACCAGAUACCUCGAGAUUGCGGAAAUCUUAUUUAAAGAGUAUUCUACUAAAUACGCUCCGAAGAGAUAUCCCCUUAUUGUGAAUACUCCAGGCUGGAUCAAAGGCUACGGCAGGGAGAUCCUAUCACAACUAUCGCAGAUAAUCGAACCCACAUUUGUGGUUCAUUUAACCAAAAACGUACCAGUAGAGCCGCUGUCGGAGAACCCAGAGUUGAUCCAAAAUCUUCAGCUUCAGGAUUUGAAUGUAUUGCCUGGAUCGUUUUAUGCAUCAAAGUAUCACGCCGCCCAGAUCAGGUCAAUUUACAAACUUUUGUAUUUCCACCAAGAUCGUAAUAAUUGCUUUGAUUUUUCAAGGUAUUUGUUGGACCAUGCUCCUUUUAGAAUAAGUUAUUACGUUGGGGAAAACGGCGCGGGGGUUUAUGCUGCUUCGGUAUUAAACUUCAAUGUCAAUCCUACUACUUUCAAUUACAAAAAUAUGCCUUUCCUUCUAGAGUCACUUAUAUGGGGAGUCUAUGCGACGGAGAAAGAAAACUUAACUGGUCAGGUGAUUUGUGACAAUCAAUACGAUUCUUUCCCGAAUAUCAUUUCAGGUGACGAGGCGGAUGCAGCAAAGUUGGAGAAGAAAGAUUUUCUUGGACUACUUAUAGUACACAGCGUCAAUUCCAAAGAUCGCUAUCUCAACGUGUACACACCUCACUUUGUUAGGUCGUUAGUUCAAAAAUACUUGAAUAAUGGUCAUAGGAUACUUUUGACACGUGGCGAGGGAGACAUUCCAGAAACAGAGAUGAUACAUCCGACCUUUGUGAAGGAAAGGAUCUCCUCCCAAUCAAAACACAUUCCGCUGAAAUUGAAAAAUCCUGUAGAUAUUCCAUAUGUGAACUUUGAUUUAAAAUCGAAAGUUGGACGUGUCUGGAAGGUUCGACGGAAUAUUAUGAGAAAGAGUCAAAGCCAUACCUCGUCUUAG
Molecule: messenger RNA, 1911 nt
Organism: Lodderomyces oxycetoniae
Lineage: Eukaryota; Fungi; Ascomycota; Pichiomycetes; Serinales; Debaryomycetaceae
Product: polynucleotide 5'-hydroxyl-kinase
Exons: 1
Coding region: 1-1911 (636 amino acids)
Biological process (GO): cleavage in ITS2 between 5.8S rRNA and LSU-rRNA of tricistronic rRNA transcript (SSU-rRNA, 5.8S rRNA, LSU-rRNA)
Cellular component (GO): nucleus
Molecular function (GO): polynucleotide 5'-hydroxyl-kinase activity
Source: RefSeq, a predicted model, not a curated record